AUGGCUGAUAAGGGCUUCCGACCACUGACGGCCAAAGAGAUUCGUAAACAUAUUGAACGACGUGGUGAAGAUAACGAAUCGCAACAGAAACAGAAAAAAAGAUCUGAUGAUGUUGACAAGGAUAGGUCAGAUGAUCUGGUAAGAAAGAAAUGUCAUGAGGAUGACCGACUUUGCGACCGGAAAUAUAAUCGAAAAAGAAGAGGGAGAAGUGUGGAGCGACACGGUGACAGUCGACAUCGAGGUGAUAGACACUACGAUCAUGGACGAGAAACAGAUUCGGUUUUUCGGGAACGCAGUUCUGAGCUUACCCAUUCGAGAGAACGAAGUCGAGAUCAGUAUUCAAGUAGGGAGAGGGAGGAUCGGUCUGGUCUUCGCGGCCAUAACAAAGAGAGCGACUCGAAACAGCAGAGAAGCAACAAGUCAUAUGAACGAAAUCGAGCUGUGCGAAGGAACCGUUCCUCUCGGCAUUACAGUCCAGAGGAUAGUGAAGAUGGAAGCAGUGACCGACCAGCUUGGGCAACAAAGGCUGUUGUGAAAAGGGCGGAGGAAAUCCAAAAGAGAAAAUUGAUUUGGAGUAAACCGGAGGAAAAGAAGGAGCUAGAGAGUAAUGCAGUCUCAUCAAUUAUUGGUUUGCGACCGUCUACCAGUUCUACAUGGAAUUCUAUCCUGGCUGCUAGUUCGUCAGACAUCAAGCAGUUGGAUAAGUUUAAACGUUUGAUGGGUAUGAAAAAAAGUGAUGAAGAAGGUCGAGAGGAAGUACCAAAAGUGGACGACAAUCAAGUUGAAGCUGAAAGGAGACGACAGCGUGAACUUUACAGUCAUUUAGAUCAUCAAUAUGCAGUAGCACGCUCUUUCACGCAUCUUAGUCGCGGUCAGGGACUUGGCUUCCAUCAGUGA
Loa loa (African eye worm) is the source of this 897-nucleotide messenger RNA. RefSeq lists its product as hypothetical. Bases 1 to 897 code for a protein of 298 amino acids. The record is from RefSeq and is a predicted model, not a curated record. The transcript is spliced from 6 exons. NCBI's taxonomy places the organism in Eukaryota, Metazoa, Nematoda, Chromadorea, Rhabditida, Onchocercidae.